AGUUUCCUACGGGUUACCGUAACUCGUAUAGUAAAUACAUGAUUUGUACUAUUGAUCGAGAAAAGAACUAUAGGGAAAGUAUUAGGAAUGCUCUUUCGGUCCGUUUUUCUGCUAUAUUUAUUAGCACUAUCUGAUCAAGACAGACAGAAGCGACCGGAAAAGUUAAGUGAUGUGGCAAGAUACAUCUUUUCUAAUGAACAUUUGCAAAAAAUUUUGUGGGAUGGAAAUCAAGAACUAGAAAGACAUACACUUGUUAUUUUCGUUAGAGAAAAGUGUGACUAUGACUUGAAAGAAAUAGCAAGUGUUACAGAGCAUUACCUCGAAGAUCCGUAUCUUCACAUAUUGAUUCAUAAAGAAAUUUUCUCCAUCCAGAGGGGGACAGUAGAAAAAAAUUUAUUUUCGAUUUAUCGCGUGGAAUCCUGUACUGAGGGACUGUUUUUCUCCAAGGGCUCAAUGCCCGGCAUGAUAUCCUCUCGAUGGAGAAAUGAUGAUAAGCAAUUUUUCUACGAUUGGUUCUGGAGCAACUUGGACUUCAAGAUUGAAAUAUUUAACAGUUACAAUGAGCAGUUGAAAGUUCAAUUGGUUUUAUCCAAGGGAAGGAGAGGAAAAGGCAAAGGCAAAGGUAAAGGUAAAGGUAAAGGUAAAGGAAAAGACGAAAUGGCUCAAAUCGAAAUUCCAAAGAGCGAGGGUCAAUCUGACGUCAAAACUAAUAACUUGUAUUUAGUUGAUCCCGGAAGGAGUCUAAAAUUAAAUUGCAAGUUUGGAUCAGUAUUUUAUUUCGCGAUCGGAGGAAAACAGAAUAUCUUCAUUACCGGUGAAUACAUUACUGACCAUAAGAAAAUUUUCAUGGGAAAUAAUACUGUUAGAACCCAUCGGAGAAGUGUUUCAUAUCAAUCGUCGCUUUUUGAAACCUUAAACGAAAAUUAUGCUUUUUCUCGAGAAUAUUUAAAGAAGAUAUUUAUCCAAAAAAUUAUUGAAAUGAAAUUACCUGAAAUAGUAACUGAAUUUCAUUCGAUUGGCUUUGUGCAAACAAAAACACCAACUCCUCUCACAGAUUUAGUUCAGAUGGAAAAUUUAAACUCUGACGAUAGUUCGACAGAAAUAAACAAAUUUUUAACACCUCUUAUAAUGAGCUUUUGUCAAUGUGAUGUAGAGCUUAUUGGAUUUACCGAAACAAAUAUUAAAGCAACAGAUAAAGUUUUCACGGCACUGCUUUAUAAAGAGAACCAUGAAAAAAUCAUUAAAAUAAGAAGUUCUGAUUCCACCGAGAGUUUAGUAUUAGGAAAGAAUUCGUUACUUAUAUACGAAUCAUUAAGAAUGAUUAUAAGUGAAGACGUCGAAGGGAUUUUUGCUUUUUUUAAACCAACAAGUUGGCAAAGCGAUGUAAUAGAGGAGGAAAAUGGAGAUAUAAUCUUCUUCGAUGCAAAGCAGAAGGAACAUACUUUAUGGCCGUUUAAAGCAAAACAUAUUACGAGAAAAGACGAACUAUAA
Molecule: messenger RNA, 1491 nt
Organism: Dimorphilus gyrociliatus
Lineage: Eukaryota; Metazoa; Annelida; Polychaeta; Dinophilidae
Source: the annotation of a GenBank genome assembly